CUGUACUGAGCAGGAAGAGCAAAACCAUCAAUAUCGGAUCAGUAAACAUUUAAUGUCUUCGUUAUGACAGCUAACGUGACUAGACCUAUUUCCGGUUGACAUUACUACAUAUGGUAGGUUUAAUUUGUUUUCUCUUUUGUUCUGAAUAAUACAACUAGACCAUUUUGUUGUUGCUAGUAUGAAAAUCACAGCACGUUUGUUUGGGAUGUAAUUUUGAUAUAUGCUCUUAAUAUUGUGGUGCCUAAUAUGACUAAUAAGGUUCAUCCAGAAGCUGAAUUUUAGUAAAAAUGCCUCAAGCUCCCAGAACAAAAAUGCAGACCAAACUGAGUACCUGGACACCUCUAAAUCAUCAGCUCUCCAAUGCUCAUGUUUUUGAAGAGAGAAGAAAUUUGCUUGGAAAAUGGUUUGAAAAGUGGACGGAUAGUCAGCGGAAGCAGGUGCUACAAGACUGUUUCUCCAGAUGCUCUGCUGGCCAGCUGAAACAUCUCAGACAGACUCUGAGCAGCUGGGUACCAGAGGACUCCCUUGACUUCACUAGGGUCCUUCCCAGGGUCCUAUCACUCUAUUUAUUUUCAUUCCUUGACCCCCGAAGCCUCUGCAGAUGUGCUCAGGUGAGCUGGCAAUGGAAAAACCUGGUUGAACUUGACCAGCUGUGGAUGCCUAAAUGCUUGAAACUAGGCUGGUACAUAACCUUUACUCCAACGCCAUUUGAACAGGGUGUAUGGAAGAGGCAUUACAUAGAGACAGUGCAGGAGCUGCACAUUAGCAGGCCUAAGGCACCCGUGAAGGAAGAGUUUAUCAUCCCUGAGGUGAAAGUAAUUGGCAGUGAGAUGGAGGGGUCACUUCCUGUGACCGGUCACAGGGAGUUGAAAUCUGUCCUCUCGAGUCUCCAUGGGAAAAAUAAAGAUGGGAAUGGCUUGGUGAAAUCAGCCAAAGGUCCUCCGCCAUGGAGAGACUCAGACAGGCAUCCCACUGACACAGUACGCUUUAACUACUUGGAUAACCUUGACCCAGCACUGAUAAGGGGAAAAAAGGAUACAAUAAGACAAGAAAACACUGUGAAAGCACUAUCUCGCUCAACAUACAAGCUGCGCAAGGCCAAAUCUUUGAUGUUUUUAUCCUUGGAUCUCAGUGCAGCUGGAAAGCAAAACCAAAACAGGCCGCAAUGGGCAGCACAGAACUUAGAAGCACUUUCGGCUAACAAGGACACUAUGAAGAGACUUUCCCAGACAUCCCAAUGGAAUGCAGGGAUACGUCCUGGUCCCGUUAGGCCUCCAGUGCCCAGACUGAGUAAGGAGGGGCUCCGUGCAUCACAGAGAUCCCGUAGAAGCACACCAACUGUGUCGCUUUUCGAAGGACAGCCAUGAAGGAGAAUCAAAAGUCAGCUUGACACAUAAGGCCCUCUACUGGAUGAUGUUGUGAUAGCAACGUGAGCGACCUGGAGACUAUACAAAGUUCAUUUAGCAUCAUGUCUUUCAUUUGAAAUGAUGCCACAACUUUAUGUUGAAAGACAAAGCACAGUACAUCCAUUGUUUUGUAUGAUUAUUUUGCACUUCUGUGAGUCCCUCAAAUGUGUUGCUGUCCACUAGAUGUCCCUGUCUGCUCAGGAUGUGAGUGAGCAAAUGAGUGAGAUGUGAUUUUUAUUAUCAUAAACCGAUUGCUGUCUUUACCAAGGAAAACAAAAACAGAAUAAAUAUAUUAAAUAAUUAUAAGAAAUGUAACUCAUAUUAAAAUAUA
This is a messenger RNA of Puntigrus tetrazona (Sumatra barb), 1737 nucleotides long. RefSeq names its product F-box protein 16 (gene fbxo16). The record is from RefSeq and is a predicted model, not a curated record. Gene Ontology annotation, molecular function: protein binding. The coding region runs from base 288 to 1367 and encodes 359 amino acids. The transcript is spliced from 8 exons. Lineage: Eukaryota; Metazoa; Chordata; Actinopteri; Cypriniformes; Cyprinidae.